AUGGCGGAACGAGUCCCUACACAAACUGGAAGCCCUUCAGCGCAACCGCGAAGUCCCAUCAGGAAGCGAUCACCUGGUGCGAUCACGAUGCAACAAAAGCAAGCAAUGAUUGACAACAUGCAACUUGAGAUUACCGAACGCGCCCGACGAUUAAGGGCUCAGUACAACUACAUGGCGACAACUGUUCGCUCCCGUAUUGAGAUGCGGCUCAACAGAGUUCCCAUGUCAAUGAGAAAUGUCAAGAUGGGCGAUUUGCUGCAGAAAUGUAUAGACCAAGAGCAACAACGAGCGGCGAGAUCAACUGCUCUCAUGAAGCCACCAACAAUCAGACGGGGAACAAGCCCAACUAAACAGACUCGACCUGCUGCGCUUGGCUUGAAGCCUCCUCCACAACCGCAGAAGCGCAUGAGCGAUGCCAUAUCAGGGGACAAGGAAAACGACUUGGAGCACACCCAGAAUGCCCAGAAGAGGGUUCGGGCAAACACAGACGCGACUCACGUUCGACCAGGGCAAAUUUUGUCACCAACUUCAUCCAACUCACGUAUGGCAAACCAAUCACGACCAGCAUCACCUACGAAAUCCAGUAUUGCACGACCAGCUUCGCCGUUGAAGAACUCUACGUCUUCGCGCACAACGACAGCUUCAAAUAUGCUCUCAAGCAUGGUAGACAAGGCCAAGGCCUCCCGAGCUGGGGCUUCACGGAAGUUAACUGCUACCUCAACCACAAGCUCGAGUACUGCUGGCAGCACAGCUGCGACAAGAAACAAACAAGCACCCGGCAACACAGCUUCGCGGGGCCCCGCUUCACGGCCAGCUACACGAACAGGACGUAGAUCUAUUGCCAACAGCGAGUCCAGCGAGGCAAGCUCUGGGACUGUGAUAAGGAAGGGGGCUACAUCAAGAAAUGGCACAGCUAAGAAGGGAACUACUGGCUCAACGCGCAAGGGUGCCACAACAGGGGCAGUUCGAAAAACAACGACAAAGACUUCAACCGCAUCCACAGGUACGGGUACGGGUACGGGGCGAGUAUUGCGGAAACGAGCAUAA
Molecule: messenger RNA, 1047 nt
Organism: Fusarium sp. VM40
Lineage: Eukaryota; Fungi; Ascomycota; Sordariomycetes; Hypocreales; Nectriaceae
Source: the annotation of a GenBank genome assembly